Molecule: messenger RNA, 5083 nt
Organism: Scleropages formosus (Asian bonytongue)
Lineage: Eukaryota; Metazoa; Chordata; Actinopteri; Osteoglossiformes; Osteoglossidae
Gene: ltk
Product: leukocyte receptor tyrosine kinase
Exons: 29
Coding region: 117-4655 (1512 amino acids)
Biological process (GO): multicellular organism development; regulation of cell population proliferation; protein phosphorylation
Cellular component (GO): plasma membrane; signaling receptor complex
Molecular function (GO): ATP binding; protein binding; transmembrane receptor protein tyrosine kinase activity
Source: RefSeq, a predicted model, not a curated record
GGGUGCGGGUACGUUGGGACGUCUUGGUAAAGAAGCAAGUAAGUGGCCGGAAAAGCGACAUACUGUAAAGACGUUUCUUGGUCUCCGCGAUCUCCUGAGUGAGUGAAGGAGCCGACAUGGAUUACUUGAGAAGACACGCGAUUAUUCAUCUUGCGCUUUUUUACACCUUUAUAGAGGUCACCAGCUCGAGUGAUGCCCGACUUCAACGGCUGCUAAAUGAAAACUUUCCAGAAAACAUUCUUCCACAUCACUGGAAACCAGGAGAAAUAGAGCAGAUGACUUGUGAUUUUGAAUCUCCUUGCUCCUGGACCAUGUCUAAUCAUAGCAGCAGGGGGGACUGGCGGGUCUUGACCCCAGAUCAGUUUGUGGCAGACAUGAGGGUGGCAAAGCCCCCAACUGACCACUCGGCCAGAAGUAGUAAUGGUCACUUCCUUCUGUUAACAGCCACUGCAGCAGUGUCAAAGGGCAGCUGCAAGUUUUUCAUAGCCAGUCCUGUUCUAUGGAAUAGUGGGCCACAGUGUCGGCUACAAGUGGCACAGUACCACACACAAGAUGUACUGGGAAAUCUUACAGUCCUGGUCCAGUCAGCAGAUUCAUCUAUCAUCUUGCAAGAUCUUGGUGACUCAUGGCAGGAGAAAAACAGGGAACAAUGGGAUGUGUUCCAAAUUCGCAUUGGUCAGCAUCAAAAACCCUUUGUGGUGAUGCUGCUGUAUUCCACUUGUGGGCUGGAAGACUGGGGUACGCUGGCUCUUGAUUCUCUGCAGCUAAAAGACUGUGACAAAGGUGACAUCAUGGUGGACUGUGUGGAUGGUCUAUCUUUCCAUUGUGACCUGGGUGUUUGCAUAGACAAGUCUAGGGUGUGUGACUUCAACAAUGACUGUCCCCUUGGUGAGGAUGAAGGACAUGUCUGUGACACUCUGCCCCUGGGGUCCCACUGUUCCUUCGAAUCUGGUUCCUGUGGGUGGUCUAUGUCCAAUACUCCGAGCUCCUGGACUCUGGUUAGCGGCAAAGAAUUGAGCACCAGAGACCUGCUGGGAUCUACUCUGCAAAACACCCAAGGACACUUCCUGCUCCUGAGAGUGAGGGAUAAUACUACUGGUGGCAUGGCUGUGGUGCAAAGUCCACCUUUAUCAUUAACGGACCAGAGUCGUCUUUGCCAGAUCCACUUCUCCCUAUAUCUCUAUGGAGAGUUCAAUGGUACAUUGUUGGUGUCUGUGGAGACGGAUGGAACUGUCAUGGUACCCUUUAUCAGGAAAAGGACCGAGCAAGUGAGAGACAGCUGGCAGGACACCACACUGGAGCUUUCCCAUGUCUCAGAUAGAUUCCACCUUAGUGUUAAGGCCCACUGGGGAACAGGUUCCAUAGCAGACAUAGGUUUGGAUCAGGUCACCUUUGCAGUUUCCUGUUUUGAAACAGAUCAGAGGCCAGCAUACCUUAGACACAGAUUUUCACAUGAUGUGGACAAAUUCAAUUAUUUCAAUUUCUUCAGUCCACUACCAGAACCAUCUGCUUCAGAGGUGCCCUACAUGACCUGGUGGUUUACCUCCUGUGGUGCCAGUGGGCCCCAAGGGCCCACUCAAGCUCAGUGUGACAGUGCCUACCGCAAUACCAAUGUCAGCGUGACUGUGGGCAAGGAAGGUCCACUCAGGGGUGUGCAGAUGUGGAGGGUUCCAGCCACCAACCACUACAUGAUCUCCGCUUAUGGGGCAGCUGGAGGCAAGGGGGCAAAGAACCACAAUAAGCGCUCCCACGGAGUAUUCAUUUCUGCCAUCUUUCCCUUGGAGAAGGGAGAUAUCAUCUAUAUCCUGGUUGGACAACAGGGGGAAGAUGCCUGUCCAGGAAGGAACAGAAUGACUCAAAACAUCUGUCUGGGUGAGUCCUCUAUAAUUGAAGAUGGCCUCAGAGGGGACAAGACAACGGUGGAGUGGGCUGGAGGUGGAGGUGGUGGUGGAGGAGCCACCUAUAUCUACCGGGCUGAGAAUGGAGUCAUGGUGCCCCUCCUGAUUGCUGCUGGAGGUGGAGGAAAGUCUUACUUGGAGGACUUUGAAAGAAGUUUAGAUGACAUUCCUCUAGAGCUGUAUGAAAACGACACUGCGGCAUUGGGGACUAAUGGCAACACGGGGGCUGCAGGAGGAGGCGGUGGCUGGAAGGACAGAGCCAACUUCCCAUGGGCUGGGAAAUCUCUUCAUGAAGGGGCAGAGGGGGGAUCAUCCUGUCCCCAAGCAUUGUCCAAACUGGCUUGGGCUACUUUUGGGGGCUUUGGUGGUGGUGGAGGUGCCUGCACUGCUGGAGGAGGUGGUGGUGGAUACAGAGGUGGGGAUGCUGCCCCUACUGAUGAUGUGACUGCAGGUGGACAAGAUGGUAUCUCCUUCGUACACCCCAGGGGGGAGAUCUUCCUCCAACCAUUGGCAGCUAUGGAGAGCCAUGGUGAGGCAGAGAUCAAGGUGCACCUCAACUGCAGCCACUGCCAGUCACAGAGCUGCAAGAGGGAUGAGGAGACCAAGAUCACACAGUGUAUAUGUGACAAUGGAGAGGUGCUGGCCAGCGAUAACAUGACCUGCAUGGUGCCACAAGGCUCCAGUCAAAAGGGUCAUUUGUCUUUGUCCCUCAUCCUGGCCGUGGUAGCCUGUACUGUGGUGACGGGGAUCAUUCUCACCUGUGCCAGCCUCACACUCAUCUACUACCACAAAAAGAACCAGCUCCAUGUUGCCAGAGUGCAUCUGCAGAGCCCUGACUACAAACUGAGUAAGAUUCGAACCUCCACCAUCAUGACAGACUACAAUCCCAACUAUUGCUUUGCUGGAAAAAUCACCUCACUGAACGAUCUGAAAGAGGUGCCCCGCAAGAAUAUCACACUGCUCAGGGCCCUUGGCCAUGGUGCAUUCGGAGAGGUAUAUGAAGGUCAAGUCUUUGGAUUUGGUGGAGACAAUGCUGCCCUGCAAGUUGCCAUCAAGACUCUUCCAGAAAUCUGCUCAGAGCAAGAUGAGAUGGACUUCUUGAUGGAGGCCCUAAUUAUGAGCAAGUUCAGCCACCAGAACAUUGUGCGUUGCAUCGGAGUCAGUCUGCAGACGCUACCUCGAUUCAUCCUGCUAGAACUGAUGACUGGUGGUGACAUGAAGACCUUCCUUCGACAGAAUCGGCCAAAAACCGCUCAGCCCUCAUCCCUUUCCGUGCUAGACCUGCUUCACAUGGCCCGGGACAUUGCUUUUGGCUGUCGCUACUUAGAGGAAAACCACUUCAUCCACAGGGAUAUUGCUGCCAGGAACUGCCUUCUUACCUGCACUGGGCCAGGGAGAGUGGCCAAGAUUGGAGACUUUGGGAUGGCCAGAGAUAUAUACCGUGCAAGUUACUACCGAAAAGGGGGGAGAGCCAUGCUCCCUGUAAAAUGGAUGCCCCCAGAAGCAUUCCUGGAGGGUAUUUUUACCUGUAAAACUGACACAUGGUCAUUUGGAGUCCUGCUGUGGGAGAUCUUCUCUCUUGGCUACAUGCCAUACCCAUGUAAGACCAACCAGGAAGUGCUGGAGUUUGUGACUAGUGGGGGCAGGAUGGACCCUCCAAAGAGCUGCCCCGGGCCUGUGUACCGGAUCAUGACCCAGUGCUGGCAACAUUGCCCAGAGCACAGGCCAAACUUCUGUACCAUUCUGGAGAGGAUCAACUACUGCACUCAAGACCCUGACGUCAUAAACACGCUUCUUCCUGUUGAGCAUGGGCUUCCAGCAGAGGAGGAGGACAACACAGCUGUCCAACCAGAGGGAUCUGUGAGCACAUCACCCCUGCUAGCAAUGUCGUCUGUAACCCCAGAGACCCCAUCUCAGUUCACUGGUUCUUCAAUGGUCCCUCACAGUCAAAAGCCCUUUGUGGUGUUGCAGCACAUGCAGCAGAGGGCACAAGACACAACUGCACCCCAGGAAGUGCUGGAGACAAACUGGGGGGAGCCUGUCUCUACCCCAAGGCCAGAUGCUGGAGCCUCUGUCUACCCAGACCAACAGAGCACUGUGAUGACAUUCUCCUCUGCCAGUCAAAAGCUGAAGAACAAGACCAAGAAUCUCUGGAACCCCACUUAUGGUUCCUGGGUGCUGGAAAGUUUUGGGCAACGCAAGACUGUUCUUUCCCAGACACAGUCCAUGCCCAUGUCAGGCAUGUCAUCAGGCCUGGCAGUCUCCCCCUUCUCCGAACAGGAUGACUCGGGAUUUGAUGGUAAUGGCAGCUCAUCUCCCACUAGUUCUCAUCCCUCUCUAUCUUCCCCAGUUUCCCAAACUUCACCAUCGCCUUCCAACCCCUAUGCCUUACCUAACAUAUUUAUCUGCAAGAGUCCACUUGGGGCCUUAGCUAAUUCCUCACCUGGUGUGGAUUUAAUCAAACUCCAGAGCUUUCCUUGUGGCAAUGUCAACUACGCCUAUGAUGAGCCAAGUUAUCAGCCUGAGAACCUCCCACUAGCAAUAGCUAAGGUAUCUGAGGGUGGUCCAAGCCCUGCCUUCUCCACAUUAGGGCCUGGUGCAAUUGGCUCUGCCUCUAGAUUCAACAGACCUCUGCUGAAGCGCCGUGCCAGCUAUGGACACGAGGAUGUCAAGCGCCAUGCCAAGCCAGAGAAACCUAUUCGUGACAGAGACUCAGGCUUCUCUUUGUCUGAGGACCUGACUGUCACCCCAGUCUAAGAGCACAGAACCUCACUGAAGAAUGUUGGCAUAACUCUACACAAAAGUUCAGGGCUCAGCAGCUAUUUUUAAACCGAAGGCUAUGACUUGUAUUUCAUUUUCUUAUGUUUUUGUUCCUCUCUUGUACCACUUACGACAGUUGUUUGUGAAUAUUGUUUGAAAGCCACUUCCCGCAGACAUCUAUAAAGGUUCCUGAAAUUAAAAGGACAAGAGGGAGAUGUCUCCGAAGGAGUUUAAUGCAUCUACGUUGUGGUUCUCUGUGGAGUCCUGACAUGUUGGCUCAUCUCAAAAUAAAGCAUAAAGGAAAGUGGACUGUAAAGCAUCUCGUUGAGUCUUGUUCCCCAGCAGUGAGGUGUAGCUUUUGGAGGCCUGUCUCUGCCUUUGUCAGUCACUCAACCUGGGCUUUCUGCUUCCUGGAUUGGUAGGUU